GUGCCGUGUGGAACUCACGAGCCAGCAUUACCUGAAACUAGACCAGCAUGUUUGUUGGGUUACCAGGAAUGCGAGCCAACAUGCAACAAACAAGUUCCGGAAUAGAACUGAGGGACUACGAGAAUAUGUUGGAACAGUUGGAUCAAGCUCUGUUGCAACAAAAACCCAAUGCAAAUGCCAUAGCUACAUUGGAGAAUGUCAUUGAAAUCCAGAGCAAACACUGGAAUUCAGUGAAAAGUUCUGCAGCAAUUGUUGGCUACUCGUUGCUGGAGGCACAGAAGGGUGAGACAGAAGAAGCAGAGACCGUCAAUGCCAUGGCAUCAUUGUCAGUGGACACAGAGCAAGGAAAAGCAGACUGUGCUGUCCGAUCAGUAGAAGAGCCAAUGGAGGCUGAACCAGUGUUGUGAAGUGCCAAGACUUCAAUUUCUGUAGCUGUCACUCUGUGGGUUUAAUUGGUCAUUUGUGAGUUCGUUAAAACAACAACAAAAUUAUUAUUUUUUAUCUAUUAAAAAGAAAAAAAAGGAAAAAAAGAGUUGCACUGGACAAAAUGAGCCUCUGUGUGUGUGCGUGAUCGCGUCAGUCUCCAAGCAUUUGUUCUCACCAGCAUCAUUGUCCUGACUCUUUGGAGAUUUGUGAAGGGACUGGUGAGGGGGCUUUCACAUGGACAUCCCCCUUAUUCCUUUUUCAGAUACCAUUCCCUCCCCCGCUCGCUCCAUUGGACACUAAACCUGUCCCCUUCUUAGGACUGGAAGAACCAUUUUGCUUCUUGAGGAGGAAAAAAUAUUUUCUGUCUCUUUGUCUCUCAUACAUACAGUUAGUAGGAGCGAGCAAAGAAGUGCAUUCUUCCUCAGUAUUUUUUUUUUCCAGUGUUCACAUAGAUCCUAAAUCGUUAUUCAGAAUUUUGAAUCUGGAUGCCCAUUCUGAGCAAGGAGUUGGAUUUAAUGAUCUUAUUAGUCAUCUCCAACUCUUGUAAUUUAGUUUCAUCUCCUCUUUCCUCUUCCAUGUAAGUGAAUAUAUAAUUUUCCCUCCUCCAUUUGUUUGGAAUGAAAGAGAAAUGGGUUGCAGUCUGAACAAAGGGACCCACAGCUGCCUCUUGCAUUUUAGAGUCUAGAACAGGGAAAUUUUCCUACGCAUCACAAGGUUCUACUAUCCUACGCAGGCCAUUCAUAUUACCUGUUUGCAUUGAGCCAGACUUACCCACUUCACCUCUUCCUAAAUCUGAUCUUGAAACAGCAUUCCUCUCUUGUGGGUUGUUUGCACAGUGAGAUGGGGUUGAAAAUCCCUUCCCUGGCCCUGAAUUUUCAAAUGCCUUUCUCCUACCUUUGCAAUUUUUAAUGUUUUCAUUCUCUUCCUUGCCCCCAAAAUAAAUUCAUAAAUAUUUGGAUUUAAUGCUACCUUUGUUGCCUAAAUCUCUCUAUUCAUCUCAGCUCUAAGGUGUUCCUCAAUUCGUAUAGUUCUGGUUUAAGCUCUAGAAAAAGCUCCCAAGGCAGGGAGAAAGGGGGAAAAGUGUGCCUUUAAGUCAUUUUUGUUAAUGCCUUAAUUUCUCUGUAAGUUCAUUUUUAUACCAUCUCUCCUCAGAUAGGACUAUCCCUUUUUCAUUUGCCAUCUAGUUAACAAUUAUCCUACAUAGAUACAGAAAGGAAUCACAUAUUAUCCCCAGCCUCAAUGCAUGUUUUGGCCCUGAUCCUGCACCAGGUAUGUUCAAAGAAACCAUGAAUAUCUCACCAGCCUGGGGAUCAUUGUGGAUGAGCAUUAACUCACUUCCAACACAGUGCAGUUCAGUGUGACUGCAUCAUCACUCAGCUGUGCUUUGAUUUGCACAUCUGAAUUAUGUGUCCUGUUUAUGCCUGCAGUUCUCAAUCUGUCAAGCGAUAUAUGCGAUAUAUGCGUGCAAGCCUAUUUACAAGAUUGGACCUCCUUAGCUGGAUCACUCUAUGUGUCAUAAAAUCCUUUUUGUAACAAAAGUUUUGCAUAUGUGGACUGUUUCAUGACCAAUGCUUUGACAUUCUCUUUUUGCUAUUUUCCUUCCUCCUUCACUCUUGUUUGAGUUAUUGUUUGAAAGACUCCUUGUCAUUUAUUGUAAAUAAUUUGAUUUCUUGUAUCACUUGUACAAACUCUGUUUUGAUGAAAGUUUGUCCAUUCAUAAAGA
Protobothrops mucrosquamatus (brown spotted pit viper) is the source of this 2149-nucleotide messenger RNA. RefSeq names its product histone deacetylase 5 (gene HDAC5). The record is from RefSeq and is a predicted model, not a curated record. Gene Ontology annotation, biological process: chromatin organization. Gene Ontology annotation, molecular function: histone deacetylase activity. Bases 48 to 407 code for a protein of 119 amino acids. The transcript has 4 exons. NCBI's taxonomy places the organism in Eukaryota, Metazoa, Chordata, Lepidosauria, Squamata, Viperidae. Gene Ontology annotation, cellular component: histone deacetylase complex.